AUGGUGGAUGAGGUGAGAACGCAAUUACCAUUUUCAAAAAUCAAAAAAAUCAUCAAAACUGAUCCAAAUUGUGGUAGCGUUUCAACUGAGGGUGUGCAACUUCUGGGCUUUGCUACAGAGCGGUUUGUAAAUUUGCUGACGAAGACGGCUUGCGAACGAACGUUAUUUGACAAACGAAAAACCCUUCUACGUAAAGAUCUUGAAUUUAUUAUAAGGAAUUGCGAGCCAUUUAAUUUUCUGGAAGAUGCUUUGGAUGGGUGGCCUGAAUGGGACAGCAAAAAGCGCAAUACAGUGAGCGAAGGAGUGAAGCCUCUUAGUCCCAGCAUCUCAUCAAAAAAUCAUGUAAUCAUGGAAGAUGAUAUUGAAGAAGUGCCAGGUAAACUGCCUUAUAGACCAGCAAACAAUGGGGACCAGUCUUCAGCGAGUCUAUCUGACUCUGGCCCUAACUAA
Thelazia callipaeda (thelaziosis nematode) is the source of this 450-nucleotide messenger RNA. Lineage: Eukaryota; Metazoa; Nematoda; Chromadorea; Rhabditida; Thelaziidae. The record is from the annotation of a GenBank genome assembly.